This is a messenger RNA of Pyrus x bretschneideri (Chinese white pear), 2394 nucleotides long. RefSeq lists its product as uncharacterized. Bases 1161 to 2240 code for a protein of 359 amino acids. The record is from RefSeq and is a predicted model, not a curated record. The transcript is spliced from 17 exons. NCBI's taxonomy places the organism in Eukaryota, Viridiplantae, Streptophyta, Magnoliopsida, Rosales, Rosaceae.
CUCUCCGAUCUCCACUUCUCUAUGUGCCUUGCUUUCUUCCAGAAAACGCUCAAGUCAGUCAAAUUGGUUUAGAUCUAUUCGGCGGGGGUUAAAACGGCAACGCUCUCUUGCUGAAAAGUAGCGAAUUUGGUCUCGAUUUGAAGAAAAUUUGAAGCCCAUAAAAGAUUGCAUCUCCUGCUGCCGAUUUGAUUUGGGAGAUUGGGUUUUUCGAGUUUGUGACUUUUCUUUGAAGGCUGCGAAGACCUCUGUGUUUAAGCUGAAGUAGCUAAAGUUAAGAAAGAACAAAAGAUCACCAGUGUCCGGACGGAACUGCCCUCGCUUCUCUGUUUUCUUUCCGUUUGUGUCCCUGUUUUCCACGAGGCGCUCAUCUUAUUCUCUCGACUUUGAGAGUCAUCUUGAGUUAGGGUUUUGUUCCUUCGUUGCUUUUCUUGAUUUCGGCUUUUGCUCUUUUCGUUUUGGCUGUUCUUUCUUCCAAUCCUCUGUUUCCUGUGAUAUCCGUGCUUUCUUUCGCGGAAAGGGUUUCUGAUUUUCGUGGUUUAAGGGAUUUUGUGGUUGCCAGGCCGUUGUGCGUCUAUUUAGAUUCGGGAUUUUUUGCGUUCCGAGGGUUUCGACAUCUCUAAUUGGGGUAAAGAAUUCCUGCUGUUUCCCCCUUUUUCCGUUUGGGAUUUCUGGGUUGUGGCUGGGUUUUUGGCCGAUUUACACCUCUUUUCAAGGGUGGCGUCUUUGCAGCCCGCUGUGGAACAAGUGUGAUCCAACUAAGAAAUUUUGUGCCCAUCUUGGGUUCGCUUCGAACUUGGUUGAGACCGAUCUAAUCCGGCGUUUCCAGAUUCGGGAAACCGUCCCUUUCAGAUUUUUGGAUUUUCGAUUCUGAUUCUUGGAACUCUCUGUGCUAAAGAGUAACUAGUCGAACCCCAAAGCUGUACAAAUUAGGGCUUGCAGAUUCUCUCUUCGAGAAUUCUGAUUGCAUCGUAUCCAUUUGUCUUCAAAUCGAACUUGUUUUUCGAUGCCUAGGGCUUGAAGGCAGAGGAAUCAGAAUCGCACUUUUAGCGGCUCCGCACAGAUUAUCCUCGAUUUCAGAGGCCUCAAGAUUUUCGAUCGGCGUUGUGAUUGAAAGGAAUUUCAGGUACUUUGCAUUUGUAAUUGUUCAAUUCGAGAGGGAAAUGCGGGGAUAUGAUAGAGAUGAUUAUGGUCAGUCAGGCGACAAAUAUGAGGAUUAUGAGGAUGAUGAGGAUGGUGAAGAUUAUGAUGAGGAAAAGGAAGAUCCAAAGCCUACCAAGGAAGCAUUGGCAUACCUUGAGUUGAGACAACGCUUGAAAGAACAAUUACGAAAGAAGAAAAGCGGUUCUUCUUUGGCCAACUCCAGUAAUAAAAAGGAGCUCCCCUAUGACAAUUUUGGAUCCUUCUUUGGCCCAUCUCAACCAGUUGUUGCUGAGCGAGUGAUUCAAGAAGGCAAAUUGUUUUUAGAAACCAAGCACCUAACAUCCAGUGCUACCAACUAUGUCCACCAUAACAAGAAGGGGUCUGGAUCAACCUCUGCUGGAUCGAAAUCUGUAUCGAAUUUUGAAUUCGAAGACAAAGUUAUCAACCUGUUCAAAGAUUUCAUGGCCAGACUCGGCAAUUUUGACGAGUUGGUGGCCACUGGAAGCACAUUACUUGUCGACUUUCAGCAGGGGCUGGAGUUUCUUCGACGACCUCAGAUAGAUGAGACAUCGGAUUUGGUUAAAAAUGUAAUCCGAGGUAAUGAAACAAAGAGGGUUAAGUCAUAUGUUGAAGCUGGAUGUCUCAACGCUGACGAUGGCAGGCGAAAUAUAAGCAAGUUGCAUACAUGCCAACUUGGACUUUGUGACCAUAAUGCAAGUGCUGUUGUAGGCAAAAACGUACUUAAUGAACUUGAAUGCCUCCUGGAGGAUAUAAAUGGCGCAAUGCGAACUGCAAUGGGAAAUUUACCCGACUUUCAGGAUGACAGUUUUGCGGACAGGUUGAAUGAAAAAGCAUGCAACGGUGACAAGGAGGAAUUUACGUCAUCCCAUCCCAAAAGAAAUGAAGUUACCGAUUAUGCUGUCGUGAUGGGGGUCAUUUACAGUAUGGUCAAGCAAGACUAUAUGAUGCAGGAGAGGAUCGUCUCUGCUGUUAAUCUCAAGUCAUCUUCGGGAGAAUUAGAGAGCUACUGCCUGAUGUGGUCUUUGCGUCCGUUCAUAAAUAAUGAAAUUAUGGAUUAUGCUUGGAAACUUAUUCCCUGAAUGUUGCGGGAAUCUGAAUGCCAAGGUUUGCUUACUGUCAGAUUGUUAAAUUAAUUGUCAUAAUUUAGUUUAUUUCACAAAAUUAUAAAUAGAACUUAAAAAAAAAAUUAGGGCUUUUUCUUUAACAAGGAAAUAAAACUUUCUUUAUAUUGAA